This is a messenger RNA of Leucoraja erinaceus (little skate), 1241 nucleotides long. Its product is annotated as leucine-rich alpha-2-glycoprotein-like. Gene Ontology annotation, cellular component: plasma membrane. The transcript has 2 exons. Gene Ontology annotation, molecular function: protein binding. The record is from RefSeq and is a predicted model, not a curated record. Lineage: Eukaryota; Metazoa; Chordata; Chondrichthyes; Rajiformes; Rajidae. Bases 150 to 1166 code for a protein of 338 amino acids.
UUUAACCUCACUUCCUUAAAAAGGAUCAGUAAAUCAGUUGCUCGUUUGAGUAGAGAGAAGCUGCUGAGUCAUUUUAAAAACUCCUCCACGUCGAUUGCUUUCACGAAGCAGACAGAACAAAGUUCUCAGACUCCACUUAAUUAGAUCAUAUGGCUGUGUUGAAGAUUGCAGGGGUGUUGAUCCUGAGCUGUGUUUCCUUGUCGUCUUCCGUGGUCACUUGCCCAAAUUACUGCUUCUGCUACUCCUCCGACAGUAUCACAUCUAUGACAUGUGUUUCGCUUGAAAGCCUUAACCAGGUGCCAAAAAACAUCCCUGCUGAGAUAACCACCAUUUCGAUUGAAUUCACCAACAUCAAUGCCCUAACAGACGAUGAUUUUGUUAGUCUUUUCCAACUUCGAGAGCUUCUUCUUUCAAGUAAUCAGUUGGCAAACAUCUCAUCGGGUGCUCUAAAAGAUCUGCAUCAUCUGAGAAUACUGGAUUUAAGCAACAAUUUGUUGACUACAUUGCCACCAAAUUUGUUCUUGCGGACUUUCAAUCUCUCCUCGCUAGUUUUACAGGGAAACAGACUGAAUAAAGUGAAUCCUUUUUGGUUUUAUCAACUUCAGGGUCUUAAAUGGUUGGAUUUAUCAAAGAAUAUGUUGGAAACGUUACUUCCUUAUUCAUUUCAUAAUUUGACCAGUUUGGAAAUACUUGACUUAUCCAGUAAUAAAAUUAAAUAUUUACCAAGCAAUCUAUUUGACAAUAUGCCCAAUCUGGAUAGGUUAACUCUGGGUGAAAAUGAGUUGACUACAUUUGUCCCUGGUACCUUUGACAAUGUAAUCAAUUUGAAAUAUUUGUUUCUUAAUAAUAAUAAGAUUUUAAGGAUUCCAGCGAUGCUGUUUGAUAAAGUUCCAAUACUAGACAUGCUGGAUCUCUCACAGAACAAUUUAACAUCAUUGCCCCCAAGAUUGUUUGGUAAUCUCUUGCAUAUUGGGGCAGGAUGGCAACAGGGUAUGGAUCUCUCACAGAAUCCAUGGGUUUGUAAUUGUGACAUUAAAUAUCUGUGGUACUGGCUGAAUAUGAAUAUGCAAAAAGUGUACUUUCUUAACACAACAGUUUGUGCCACACCUGCCACGCUCAGGUGGAAAGCAAUUAAAGCACUUUCCGAAGAGGAGCUAAUGUGCUGAAUUAAUUACAAAAAAAUAUUAAGAUUGUUCUUCAUUUGAAUUAUGUCAAAAAAAUAAAAGUUAAAUGUUCUCUUA